CAAUUUUUAAAUUAAAUUUUGUUGUAAAACUGUGCCAGUCCAUUUUGGUAGGAAUUUAUUCAAAUUGCUGGAGCUCUUUUUACUGGCAACGAUUUUACCAGUCUUGCACCCUAUUUACUCGAGGAUUAAAUCCUAGAAUAGCCCACCCCUUAGCGACUUUUGAAAUCUCGCCAAGUGGUGAUCAUUACUUGGGUCAACGUUUUUUUUUUAUUUUUAAAAACAAUUUAAUUUACUACAAAUUUAUGAAAAUAGUUUAAUAUAUUAAAAUACAAAAAAUAACUUACCUUUACUCUGAUGGCUAAUCUUUCGUCUUAGCGUAAGUUUAUAUAUCAAUUCACCAACCCAGUUUAUGAAUUUUGGAGCUGACUCCAAAAAGUUAAGGUAAAGGGUAGGAUGAGUGGGUAUUUCUGAACAGCCGUUGUGGUCGGACGUUCAAAAUUUAUGCUCUUUUUGGUUUCGGCGUAUCUCCCCUAAGUAUCUUCCAGGAACCUUGUCAAACUUAUAUCGUUUCUGUCUUUUCCUUUAGUUGUCAUUUUAAAUAACUGUAUAAAGUUUCAUGAACCUAAAGUUGAUAUUUAUGGAGGAAUGGGCAUUAUUAUAAAGGAAUUGAUUUUUUGAUAUAACUUUAAAGAUAUUCAAUAGAUUCCAUGAUUCGAUAUUUUAUAAUUCUUAUUUAAUAGUAUGAGGUGAAAUUUGUAUAUUUCCCCUUAUCGAUUUGAGCUGGGUUUUAAAAAGUUCAAAAACUACUUAGGUUAUUGAAAAUUUAUAAAAUAAUUUUAUUGAUUUAUGAACUAUUAUAAGAAUAUUUAUAAAAUUAUAGCAAAAGAACAACAGUAAUGAGAACAACAGAAAAUGUCCAUUUCUUCAUAAAUAUUUACUAUGUGUUUAAUUUGUUACCUAAUAAUCUUAACAAUUUUUUCCCUUUGAGAACUUAAAGGAAAUACCACAUUUAUUGCCUGCCGGGUGCAGGUGGUUAUACUAUAUCAUUGAAAAGUGAUAAUCUAUAAAGUUAAAUUUUCUUUUUUUUUGCAACCUUUUUGGUUUUUCAACUUUUGUGAUGAUUUUAACAUACAAUAUGUUAAUGUCAUUAAAGAACAUAUUUUGUGCAAAAAUAGUUUGUCGAGGAUAAUAAUAUGCCUCUAGCUAUCACUUAAUCAGUUUUAUUGACACAAACUUUAGGAAAGUCUUGUCACGUGAUCCAUCAUCAAGCGCGUUAUUCUGAAUUUUAUUUUUAAUUCUUGCCUAAUCUUUUUUGUUGCUUAGAUUUUCUGAACUUUUUGCAGUUCUUAUUAGUUAGGCAAUGUGUCUAAUGUAAAUAAGUAUGAAUGUGUUUGCAUUUAUAUGUGUCUGUUGUCGGAGAAUUAUCUUCUGAUGUAGUAUACUCACAACAUUCCUUUGUUUAAUUCUGUAGUUCUUGAUCUCUUUCCUUGAUUCUAGUGAAUUUUUAAAAAAAUCAUAAACUUAUACUGUUCAAAAAACAUAACUCUUUUUCCUGUUUAAAUGCCUUUAUAUAUAAUCUGUUUAUUUUAUCAAUUGUUAGAAUAGUUGUGAAAACUAUCAUUGUUCUGAUAUUUGCUUUUCAUUAGAGAUAAGACUGUCGUAAUUUUGGAGUCCUUGUAACUCCUUGAAUUUCUUCUGAUCUCUGUAUGAACCCUGCUUAUAUCUUUUACUCAACAGCAUUGUAAUGUAGCUAGUGGUUGAGGUUUGAAUUAUAGUGAAAAUAAUAUAUGUACGAUUUGUUUCUAGAUCUGUCUUUUGGAAAGGCAUUCUGUGUUUGAUUUAUUAGAUUAGUUUCAUGAUAUGGCUUCUGAGUUACCAUUUAAGUUUUUUUUUUUUAAGUAAAGAUUAUUUAUUUGCAUCAUUUAUUCUGAAGGAAUGUUUUUAUUUUCAUGUAACAUUAUACAGACCUGCCAACUUGUACGGUUUCGCCGUACAGUGUACGGUAUUUUACUCGAUCGUACGGUUGUACGGACAAGCGUUAAAAUCGUACGGUUGCGUAAUCAUUUAUAGUUCGUUUUUUUUUAAAAAAAUAAAGAAAAUAAAAUUAACAGCAUGCUUAAAGUCACAAAUUCAAAGGUUUACAAGAUUUUAAAUACUAGUUAGGAAACUCAUCACAAAAAAACGAAACCCUGACAUGUUUUAAUCUGGUUGGUAUUGAGAGCCGAUCGCGUGACGCUAAAACAAUCGUUAGCCAAUGAGAGUGAGUAUGCGCCUCGUCGAAAUUAGCCAGUGGGAACGCUGAUGUAGGAGAUCACAUGGCCGGUAAUCACAGACUAAAUUAAGAGCGCUUUUUGGCAACGGUAAUGUUUUUGUUUACAAUUUGUUGCUCAUGGAUUGCAGCGUGAUUUUGUUUUAUUUGUAAAAAUGCCACCUAAAGUUUACAAUCAAACUUUUUUAGAAUCUUAUUCUAAAAGCUUUCCUUGUAUAAUUAAGUGUAACAAAUCGCAGCACUAUGCCUUUUGUAAUGUUUGUGGACUAGAUUUCAAAAUAGCACAUGGCGGUAAAAGCGAUAUUAAUGAUCAUAUACGCACAAAGAGACACAAGGAUUUAGCGGAAUGUGUUAAUAAAAAUGAAAACAUCAGUAAGUAUUUUGCGUCUGGAAGUGAUGACGAUGUAAUACGGGCUGAAGUGUAUUUUACGUCUUUCAUUGUCGAGCACAAUCUACCUAUUAGUGUCGCAGAUCAUGCAGGUCCAUUAUUUAGGAAAAUGUUCCCUAAAAGCGAUGUUGCUAAGAAGUAUGGUGCAGGACGAACAAAAACUGCUGCUAUUAUUUCAAAAAUAGCUGAUGUGAAGAAAGCUUCAAUUGUUGAAUCUCUUCAAAAGCAAAUGUUUGCUGUUGCUACUGAUGGUAGCAACGAUACAGAUGCGCAACUUUAUCCCAUCGUUGUAUCUUACUUCGACGCAAAUGCCGGUGAAGUCAAGGUAUCGUUGCUUGCCGUGCCGACUUUAGAUUUAAGCUCUACAGGACAGAACAUAGGUAAUUUGGUGUUAAAAACUUUGAAAUUAAAAAAUAUUCCUUUGGAAAAUUGUUUAGCACUUAGCUGUGAUAAUGCUCCAGUGAUGGUUGGCUCAAAGAAUGGUGUUGCCGCUGUGAUUAAGACAGCAAAUCCAGAAAUUUUUGUUGUUGGCUGUCCUUGCCAUUUAGUACACAUUGCUGCUGAAAGAGGAGCUGCUGCUUUACCUAUAUCAGUUAGUGAUGUUUUGGUUGAUAUUUUUUUUUACUUAGAGAAGAGUUCUAAAAAGAAACUUGAACUUAAAGCUUUGCAAAUUUUACAUGACGUUGAUACACAUAAAAUUUUGAAACAUACUUGCACAAGAUGGCUCUCUUUGGGUAGAUGCUUAAUGAGACUUCUGGAACAAUGGGAUCCUCUGUGUAGCUUUUACAAGGAUCAAAUAAAUCGAAAGAGCAAAUGCCAUAGUCUUAAUGACUAUUCCAUACCAUUAAAAAUAUCUGCAAAUGACAACAAAGUGGAGAAUGCACAUAUUAAAAAGAAAAGGCCUUUAGAAAUAGAAAAAUCUGUGAAGAAAUUGAAGGUAGGUAAUUUCUCUAAUAGUUCAUUAAAAACUUCUGAACAAAAAUCAGAAAUGGGAAAUCCUGCAAAGAAAUUAAAAGCUGGUAAUUGUUCUAAAAAUUCUUCACCGAAAUCUUCUAAACAGGAAUCUGUUUUGACUAGGGAAGAACAAAUGCUUCUAUUUCUUUCAUCAGAUAUCUGUAAAGCUUAUUGUUUGUUUCUAAAUUAUAUCAUCCCAGUUUUUGAAAGAAGCUUAAUUACCUUACAAUCUAAUGAGCCAAAAAUUCAUAUUUUGAAUUCUUUAUUAUUAGAUUUAUUAAAAGAUUUUGUCUCAAAAUUUAUAAGAGCAGACAUUAUUAAAGGUUCUUCCCUGAUGGACAUUAACUUAGUGUCAGAGAAGAAUCAUAAAUUGGAUGAUGAUAUUAUAAUUGGUAGUGCUGCUUCCAAGUUAAUAUCAGUCUUAAAAAUGGAAGAUAAGCAACUCUUCUAUAGUAAUAUAAAAAAUUAUUAUAUUGCUGUCUGCAACUAUAUACGGCAGAAAUUUCCCUUGAAUAGUGAGUUUUUAUUAUCCGCUGAAGUUGCAGAUGUUGAUAAAUUACCUUCAAAAAGAUUCAAGGAUGUUGAUUUCUUCUUGAAAAAAUUUCCAUCGAUGUGGAUUAAUGACAAUGUUGAAGAAACUGAAGAUAUGAAAAGAGAUAAACUUUUAGAGGAAUUUAGUGAUUUGCAGAUUACUGAUUUACCUUCUGUGAUUAAACAGGAAACAAGGAUGGACAAAAAAUGGGAUGCAAUUUCUAAAAUAACAUCCAAUGAUGGAUGUUUCAAGAAGUACAGUAGAAUAGCAAAAAUCAUGGUAGCUAUAUUAAGCAUACCUCACAGUAAUGCAGAAUGUGAAAGGGUAUUUAGCAUAGUAAAAAAAAAUAGAACACAGUUCAGAAAUUCUUUGUCUGAUAAAUCUCUAGAGGACAUUCUGAUUGCCAAAACCACGCAAACUGGAUGUUGUUAUGAGCAGACCUUCGAUAAAGGAUUCUUAAAAGCAGCUAAGUCUGCUACAUAUGAACUUUUUAAAGCAAUAAUUGUUUUUAAUUAAGUCUAUUUAAUUUUUUUCCUUUUUGUAUUAAUCUAGAAAUUUAAUUUUUAAAUUGUGAUUAAGUGUAAAUAUGUGUUUAAACAAUUGUAUAAUAAAAUACUCAAGAUUUAAAAAAUGUUUUUAUUGUUUUCACAAUGAAUUUUUAAAAGAAAAUAAUUUAUUCAAAAUUGACAAGUGUAUUUAGUAACAGAUCUUAAUUUUGUGUAAAAAGGUCCUAUAAUAACACUUUCUGUAUAACACUAUGUCGAGUAAAACACUAACUCAGAAUUGUAAGGUCGUGCAGAUUACAAUGUUGGCAGGUCUGAUUAUAUUUAGUUUUACUUCAACUAUUGUGUGCAACUGGCAUAAUCAUAAAUACAGACCAGAUGGUCAUUAUAACCUUCAUUAAUAAAGUUAAAGUGUUUUGUAUUUAUAUGAGGAUACACCAUAGUAUCUACUUUUGACUCUUAAGGGCGAUCAUUUCAUCUAUUUUGCUGCUUUGUUUCUGAGAUGAUUUUCUAUACUUCAUUAGGAAGUUUAGAUGGCUGUUAGAUUAUUUCUAAGGUGCAAGUACAUACUUGAUGAUGAAACUAGGAGUUACCGUUUGAAUCAUAAUGAAAAUAAUGUAUUUUGCGGCUUUGUUUCUGAAAGAGUACUAUUUAGGAAUGUCAUAUAUACUGUUAUAUUUACACUUUCAUGUGUAAAUAUAACCCAAAUACACCCAAUCCAUUCUCUAAAUAGUCAUUUUUUUUCUUGUGCCCUGUUACAAGCUCACCAGUGUAUCAUGAAGAGAUGUCAGGGUUCUCCUGUCAUUCACUGUGAGUGGGUCAAUAGGAAGAGUUGUGAUAAUUGGGGAAAUAAAGGCUCUGAUUAAUUUUAAAAUAGAUACCAUGACUGAAAUUCUGUGUAGUAUUUCAGCAAUUUAGUUGUUUGUCAAUUGAAUUGUUAUAAUUAUUUGUGAUGAUGACAAUAAAUCCAUUCUCUGAUUCUAUUCUUCUAUCUAACACCCUGUUAUACACUGUAACAGCCCAUUAGUGUUUGACAGAGGAGUUUCAGGGUUCUCCUGUUAUUUUCUUUGUCCAGCACCUUGGGUGGGUGAAUAAAUUAGUUGAAGAACAGAUAUGAAUGAAUGUAAGGCUCUGAUUA
Parasteatoda tepidariorum (common house spider) is the source of this 5724-nucleotide messenger RNA. Lineage: Eukaryota; Metazoa; Arthropoda; Arachnida; Araneae; Theridiidae. The record is from RefSeq and is a predicted model, not a curated record.